This is a messenger RNA of Neoarius graeffei (lesser salmon catfish), 939 nucleotides long. RefSeq names its product H-2 class I histocompatibility antigen, Q9 alpha chain-like. The annotation marks the transcript as partial. Gene Ontology annotation, biological process: immune response. NCBI's taxonomy places the organism in Eukaryota, Metazoa, Chordata, Actinopteri, Siluriformes, Ariidae. The transcript is spliced from 5 exons. The record is from RefSeq and is a predicted model, not a curated record. Gene Ontology annotation, cellular component: external side of plasma membrane.
AUGCAUCAGCGCCUUCAGCAGACCAAGAAACACCGGCCCAAGCAGCAGUUGCUGGUGAGCUCACACACACUGCAGUACCAACACACUGCUGUCAGAGGAAUAAACCUCCCAGAAUUCACUGUUGUAGGUCUGCUGGAUGGAGAACCGUUUGUGUACUAUGACUCCAACAUCACGAAGAUGAUCCCAAAGACAGAGUGGAUAAAGAACAUCAGUAAUGAUGAUCCAGAUUACUGGAAGAGAGAGACACAACGUGUGGAGGGUCAACAGGACAGUUCCCAUACCAUUAUGGAUCAGCUUUUUAAUCACACUGAAGGAGUUCAUACAGUCCAGAGGAUGUACGGCUGUGAGUGUGAUGAUGACGGCACCACUAGAGGGUAUGAUCUGUUCGGUUAUGAUGGAGAAGAUUUCAUGAGUCUCGAUCUGAAAAAUGGAACCUGGACUGCAAUGAAACCUCAAGCUGGAGAACUUGUAAAGAAGUGGGAUGCUCAAUCCCAGAAGAGCUACCUGGAGAAUGAAUGUAUCGAUCGGUUAAAGAAGUUUGUGUCUUGCGGCAAUGCGACUCUGGAGAGGAAAGUUCUUCCCAAGGUGUCAGUGUUCCAGAAACACUCCUUAUCUCCAGAGGUGGUGUGUCACGCCACAGGUUUCUUCCCCAAAGCCCUGAAUAUCACCUGGCAGAAGGAUGGAGAGAACAUUGAGCUCCACGUCCUUAAUGAGACGUUACCCAACCAUGAUGGAACCUUCCAGAAGAGGAGCAUUCUGAAAGUCUCUACUGAGGAGUUGGAGAAACACAACUACACCUGCGUGGUUCAGCACAGCAGCUUGGAGAAGGAGUUAGUGCUGCCUGUGAGCGAGCGGCGAAUCCUGAGAGAUGGAGGAUCAGAUGGGGGGAAGAUUGGUUUCAUUACUGGUUGUGUGGCUCUUGGUGUUGCUGUUAUUGCC